This is a messenger RNA of Huiozyma naganishii CBS 8797, 738 nucleotides long. It is a transcript of the gene TIF6, whose product is annotated as translation initiation factor 6. The transcript has a single exon. Gene Ontology annotation, cellular component: nucleolus; preribosome, large subunit precursor; cytosol. NCBI's taxonomy places the organism in Eukaryota, Fungi, Ascomycota, Saccharomycetes, Saccharomycetales, Saccharomycetaceae. The record is from RefSeq and is a predicted model, not a curated record. Bases 1 to 738 code for a protein of 245 amino acids. Gene Ontology annotation, molecular function: ribosomal large subunit binding. Gene Ontology annotation, biological process: maturation of LSU-rRNA; assembly of large subunit precursor of preribosome; maturation of 5.8S rRNA.
AUGGCGACAAGGACUCAGUUUGAAAACUCCAACGAGAUUGGUGUGUUCUCGAAGUUGACCAAUACUUACUGUUUGGUCGCUGUCGGGGGUUCUGAAAAUUUUUACUCCGCUUUUGAAGCUGAACUGGGUGAUGCUAUUCCAAUCGCGCAUACCACUAUUGCUGGUACUCGUAUCAUUGGUAGAAUGACUGCUGGUAACCGGAGAGGUUUGUUGGUCCCAACACAAACUACGGAUCAAGAGUUGCAACAUCUGAGAAACAGUUUGCCAGACUCCGUCAAGAUCCAAAGAGUGGAGGAGAGACUGUCUGCGCUGGGUAAUGUGAUCUGUUGCAACGACUACGUUGCUCUGGUUCAUCCUGAUAUAGAUAGAGAGACUGAAGAAUUGAUAAGCGAUGUAUUAGGUGUCGAAGUCUUCCGUCAAACUAUCUCUGGUAAUAUUCUUGUUGGUUCAUAUUGUGCAUUGAGUAACCAAGGUGGGUUGGUCCAUCCUCAAACUACUAUCCAAGAUCAAGAAGAAUUGUCCUCUUUACUACAGGUUCCAUUGGUGGCUGGUACUGUCAAUCACGGUAGCGCCGUCGUUGGUGCCGGCAUGGUAGUUAACGAUUAUUUAGCUGUUACCGGUUUGGAUACGACAGCUCCAGAAUUGAGUGUCGUCGAGAGUAUCUUCCGCUUGCAAGAUGCCCAACCAGAUGCUAUUUCUGGUAACUUGCGUGAUACUCUAAUUGAAACCUACUCUUAG